Molecule: messenger RNA, 2173 nt
Organism: Arvicanthis niloticus (Nile rat)
Lineage: Eukaryota; Metazoa; Chordata; Mammalia; Rodentia; Muridae
Gene: Zbtb48
Product: zinc finger and BTB domain containing 48
Biological process (GO): regulation of transcription by RNA polymerase II
Cellular component (GO): nucleus
Molecular function (GO): DNA-binding transcription factor activity, RNA polymerase II-specific; protein binding; RNA polymerase II cis-regulatory region sequence-specific DNA binding
Source: RefSeq, a predicted model, not a curated record
AGCGACGGCGGCGUCUCCGUGCAGUAGUUAGUCUUGUGGGCGGUGGAAGUGGUCUGGCCUGGAGCAGUGAGGCCGGUGCGAGCCGGGAGAACCGGCAGGAUUAUGGAUGGUUCCUUCGUACAGCACAGCGUGAGGGUUCUGCAGGAACUCAACAAGCAGCGCGAGAAAGGCCAGUAUUGCGACGCCACGCUGGACGUGGGGGGCCUGGUGUUCAAGGCGCACUGGAGUGUCCUGGCUUGUUGCAGCCAUUUCUUCCAGAGAAUCUACGGGGAUGGCUCAGGGGGCAGCGUUGUCCUCCCUGCAGGUUUUGCUGAAAUCUUUGGCCUCCUGCUGGACUUUUUCUACACUGGCCACCUCGCCCUCACUACAGGGAACAGGGAUCAGGUGCUCUUGGCAGCCAAAGAGUUGCGGGUGCCUGAGGCUGUGGAGCUAUGUCAGAGCUUCCAGCCCCAAACUUCAGUGGGGCAGGCACAGAGUGGACUGGGCCAGCCUGCGUCCCAGGAUGUGAAAAGCCACCUCAAGGAGCCGACAGACUUGGAUGAGGAGGAAGUUUUCAGGACUCUGAGCCUGGCCUCUGUGGAUCAGGAGCCCAGAGACAGCGAGCAGCCCCAGGUCAACACACCUGCUCAGAGCAGCCCGGCCUUCCUCUGUGGGAAACUCAAGCAGGCUUUGAAGCCUUCUCCCUCAGAGGACAAAGAGUCCGAGGACUGCAAAGAGCCCCCAAGGCCCUUCGAGGCUGAAGGUGCCCCGCUGCAGGGCAAGAGCAAUGAGUGGGAAGUGGUGGUUCAAGUUGAGGACGACAGGGACGGUGAUUACGUAUCUGAGCCCGAGACUGUGCUGACCAGGAGGAAGUCAAAAGUGAUUAGAAAGCCCUGUUCGGCAGAGCCAGCCCUGGGUGCAGGCUCCCUCCCAGCCGAGCCCUCCGAGAGCAGAAAGGGUGCAGCAGUUCCGGUCGAAUGUCCCACAUGUCAUAAAAAGUUCCUCAGCAAAUACUACCUAAAAGUCCACAACAGGAAGCACACUGGGGAGAAACCCUUCGAGUGUCCCAAAUGUGGGAAGUGUUACUUUCGCAAGGAGAACCUCUUGGAGCAUGAAGCCAGGAAUUGCAUGAACCGCUCGGAACAGGUCUUCACAUGCUCCGUCUGCCAGGAGACCUUCCGCCGGAGGAUGGAGCUGCGAGUGCACAUGGUGUCUCACACAGGGGAGAUGCCCUACAAGUGUUCCUCCUGCUCCCAGCAGUUCAUGCAGAAGAAGGACUUGCAGAGCCACAUGAUCAAGCUGCACGGAGCCCCUAAACCCCACGCAUGCCCCACUUGUGCCAAGUGCUUCCUGUCUAGGACGGAAUUACAGCUGCACGAGGCCUUUAAGCACCGUGGAGAAAAGCUCUUUGUGUGUGAGGAAUGUGGCCACCGGGCCUCGAGCCGCAAUGGGCUCCAGAUGCACAUCAAGGCCAAGCACAGGAAUGAAAGGCCUUAUGUCUGUGAGUUCUGCAGCCAUGCAUUCACCCAGAAGGCCAAUCUCAACAUGCACCUGCGCACACACACAGGCGAGAAGCCUUUCCAGUGCCACCUCUGUGGGAAGACCUUCCGCACCCAAGCCAGUCUGGACAAGCACAACCGCACCCACACGGGUGAGAGGCCUUUCAGCUGUGAAUUCUGUGAGCAGCGUUUCACUGAGAAGGGCCCCCUUCUGAGGCAUGUGGCCAGCCGCCAUCAAGAGGGCAGGCCCCACUUCUGCCAGAUCUGUGGCAAGACCUUCAAAGCUGUGGAACAGUUACGAGUGCACGUCAGGCGACACAAAGGCGUGAGAAAGUUCGAGUGCACCGAGUGUGGCUACAAGUUCACUCGGCAGGCUCACCUGCGCAGGCACAUGGAGAUCCAUGAUCGAGUGGAGAACUACAACCCCCGGCAGCGCAAGCUCCGGAACCUCGUCAUUGAGGACGAGAAGAUGGUGGUUGUGGCUCUCCAGCCACCUGCAGACCUGGAGAUGGGCUCUGCAGAGGUCAUUGUAGAGUCCCUGACCCAGGGUGGCCUUGCCUCCCAACUCCCUAGCCAGAGACUGUGUUCAGAGGAGAGCUUUGCUAGCCCCGGUGUCCUGGAGCCCUCUCUCAUCAUCACGGCAUCUGUCCCUGAGGACUGUGACACGUAGACCCUGACCAAUAAACAUGUGACUU